Messenger RNA from Miniopterus natalensis, 7690 nucleotides. RefSeq names its product WD repeat and FYVE domain containing 2 (gene WDFY2). NCBI's taxonomy places the organism in Eukaryota, Metazoa, Chordata, Mammalia, Chiroptera, Miniopteridae. Gene Ontology annotation, molecular function: protein binding; metal ion binding. Gene Ontology annotation, biological process: positive regulation of protein phosphorylation; positive regulation of fat cell differentiation. The record is from RefSeq and is a predicted model, not a curated record. Gene Ontology annotation, cellular component: early endosome.
GUGGCGCUGAUCGUGGCGGUUUCGGUGCCCGAAGCCGGGAGCGCGGAGUCGUUCCCUGAGGCGGCGGCCAGGCUAUGAUCGCGGGUCCCCAGCGUCCCACUCGGGCCAACCAGAGUCCUUGUCUCAGCGUGUGCUUGUGGCAGAGCGAUUUCCUCAACCUGGUCCCACUGCGCGGUUGGCAGCGGCGCUCCCGGCGCGCCCCCUCCUCCGAUGGCGGCGGAGAUCCAGCCCAAGCCCCUGACCCGCAAGCCGAUCCUGCUGCAGCGGGUGGAGGGGUCCCAGGAGGUGGUGAAUAUGGCCGUGAUCGUUCCCAAGGAGGAGGGCGUCAUCAGCGUCUCGGAGGACAGGACAGUUCGAGUAUGGUUAAAAAGAGACAGAGGACAAUACUGGCCAAGCAUAUACCAUAUGAUGCCUUCUCCAUGUUCAUGCAUGUCUUUUAACCCGGAAACAAGAAGACUGUCCGUAGGUCUAGACAAUGGUACAAUCUCAGAAUUUAUUUUAUCAGAAGAUUAUAACAAGAUGACUCCUGUGAAAAACUAUCAAGCGCAUCAGAGCAGAGUGACGAUGAUCCUGUUUGUCCUGGAGCUGGAAUGGGUGCUGAGCACGGGACAGGACAAGCAAUUUGCCUGGCACUGCUCUGAGAGUGGGCAACGCCUAGGAGGUUAUCGCACCAGUGCCGUGGCCUCGGGCCUGCAAUUUGAUGUUGAAACCCGGCAUGUGUUUAUCGGUGACCAUUCAGGCCAAGUAACCAUCCUCAAACUGGAGCAAGAAAACUGCACCCUGGUCACAACAUUCAGAGGACAUACAGGUGGAGUGACUGCUCUCUGUUGGGACCCUGUCCAGCGAGUUUUGUUCUCCGGCAGCUCCGAUCACUCUGUAAUCAUGUGGGACAUUGGUGGGAGAAAAGGAACUGCCAUUGAACUCCAAGGACACAAUGACAAAAUCCAGUCCCUCUCCUAUGCACAACACACGCGGCAGCUCAUCUCAUGCGGCAGUGACGGUGGCAUUGUCAUCUGGAACAUGGACGUGGAGAGGCAGGAGACCCCUGAAUGGUUGGACAGUGAUUCCUGCCAAAAAUGUGAUCAGCCUUUCUUCUGGAACUUCAAGCAAAUGUGGGACAGUAGGAAAAUUGGCCUAAGACAGCACCACUGCCGCAAGUGUGGGAAGGCAGUCUGCGGCAAGUGCAGCUCCAAACGCUCCUCCAUCCCUCUGAUGGGCUUCGAGUUUGAAGUGAGGGUCUGUGACAGCUGCCAUGAGGCCAUCACAGAUGAAGAGCGAGCGCCCACAGCCACCUUCCAUGACAGUAAACACAACAUUGUGCAUGUGCAUUUUGAUGCUACCCGGGGAUGGCUACUGACUUCGGGAACUGACAAGGUUAUUAAGUUGUGGGACAUGACCCCAGUAGUAUCUUGAUGAUACUCCCAGGCAUCAGGAAGAUAGUAUUUACUCAAGAAAUGAUUGUUUUAAUCCAAGUCAUUACUGGAGCUGUAAAGCAGCCACGUGAGAAGAGAGACUAAAGAAACUGGCUAAGUUUGCAUAUUACCUGCAGACACAGUGGUGAGCCAGUGAGUGAACGCUUGGAGGGGACUCUUUCGACUUAUUCAUACAAUAUAAAAGAAGAUAUUUUUUUAACAAAUGGUUUAUACAGUCUGGCUUGCUGCAUUGUUUUGCGUAUAUUGAAAACUCUGUGUGGGAUGUUUCAACACUUCAUUUUAGUUGUUGCUUUGUGUAUCAGAGAAAUGAGGAAAGUGUCUAUUCAGGGUGUUUUUGGUUAUUAGAAAGCAGUUUCCAUGCUUUCUUCACUUGGGCAUGGAUCACAGGGUCAUCUUUUUUCUUCUCUGUAGCUACUCGCACCUUCAUCUGCUUUUCACCAGAGUGUAUGUAUUUACACUGGUUAUUCGCAGUGUUUCUGCUUUCAUAGAAAUCCUCUUCAGUUGAGAGAUUUGGUAAGUCAUUUGUGUGGAUUUACCAACCGACUUCUUGAAUCACCUGAAGAAUGAUCUGUAAUGUCUAACUUAUUCAUGUUCUUAUUGAGUAUAAAUGACCUGGUGUUUCUGCCUCAGUUUUCUCUGUCUUUCCCACAUUAAAAAAUGCUAUGUAUGAGAAAGCUGUUCCCAACCAUUGUCAUCACAGGAGUAGAUGAUUAUAACUCAGAGUUUCAACUAUCAGUGCCUGAAUUGUUUCUAAUUCAGUUGGAGCCUUCUGAGCCUUUCAUGUUUUCGUUUUAUUGACACAGCUAGCUCUCUCACUUGUAUUAAAAACAAACAAAACCCUGUAUCCUUCCCAAAAAAGCUGUGUUUGUCUGUGUGACAUAACCUCUGAACUUGACCAUGUUCAUUACUGCGAGACUGAAUCCAGCUCUAUUCCUCAUCAUCUGUAUUUCCUUCCCCUUUAAAAACUAGAACACUUUGCACACUUUUAUACUAAAACUGUGGUCUGAGACAUAAAAGGUACUGAAUCUUACAGCUCAUGAUGUGUUCCUGUUGGGAAUGUGAAAAGGGCUUUAGAAAAUCAACCUGAUGAAACUAAUUUUAAGGGAAUCCAGUCAAAUUUGAUAAAGUGAAAUAUUCUGUUUUAGUGACUCAACUCACAAUAUUGAAGUCCUUUUUUAAAAUCUUAUUUUCACCUAUAUAAAUAGAAUUUAAAUGAGUGGGUAAGCAUGUGCUAUGUGCCCCUCCCCCCCCCAUUCUAAGCACAUGACAUGGUACCACUUAGGUCAACCCUCACCUGUUGGGGGCUUUUCGGGGAUCACUAACUCUCUUCGGGAUUACUACCAGGUUAAAUAAAACCUUGCAAAUAUACAGACCAAUACAGACCAAUUACUUGCCCCUCCUAUUCAAGUCCUACCUCCACAGUGUCUUGUUCACUUCUGAUUUGAUAAUUUUUUGGUGUUAAUAUUUGAAAUCCUCCCUAUUUUUCUCUCUUUUCCUGGAAAGCAAUUUUUUCCCUCGUGAACAUUACUUACUUUUCUUUCUAACCAAAAGAAGUACUACCAGCCAUACUUGGGUACCAUCCCUAACGCUGACCUAGCGUGCUUCCUGGGGAAGGAGCUUCCUAGAGAGGAUCCUGCUGCUGCAGCAUUGGCAAGCAGGACCAGUGGUGCUCCCCGGUCAGCCACGGUACAUGAUAGUAAUCACCUGAGACAUCAGACCAGCCCACGUGAUCAUACUCUAAGGUCAUAUGCACAGAAGUGAUUACCAGUUGUCCCUUCACUGGCCCCUUCCAUGCUACCCUUGCUUGCCAUCAAGCUGUUAAAAUCAGUCUGAGUCUUUUCUGCAUGAUUGCUCUGUGAGAGAGCUUUAAAAGGGAAUUAAAUUUAGAAUAUUCAAAUAUCUAUUUUGUAAUUUAUUACUAGAACCCGCAGCCAUUACUAAUUUGUGCAUAAUAGAGAACUCUGUUGGAAUGAAUAGUAGGAAUGGAUACUCUGUUUUCCCUUCCUGAGCUUUGGAACAUGCUCUCUACAGAGGGGAAGACAGAGUGUUAGAGAGGCAAUAGAUCAGGCACCCAGCAAGCCUGGCAUGGAUCUGAGUUAGAUCUGGAUGAGCUCACACUCCAUUUGGGAAGCUGAUCGUCCCUGUGGGAUCACACAUGUACACCACGGUGGCUCUGUCUGCGACCCUGUAGUCAUCUCUCUCCCAGCAUGGCUGUACCCCAGCCCACAGAGCCACCGAGAGAUUGAAGCCACUUGACACUGCCUUGGUGAGGAGAAUCAGGAUCACAAACCACAGAUGUGUCAAGGUAUCCGUUGCUCUGCCCUUUUUCUCCUCAUGUGAAUGGCUGCUUGAAUGUAUGUAUUUGUAAUACUGUGAAUUCUUGAGUUUUACGUUGAAUCUCCACAGUUUUUAUAACUCAGAGAUAUAUCUGCUGGUGUUGGGUGUCUUCCAAGCAUUUUAUAGAAAUAGAGGCUUCAUCACAAGGAGAGGAAGCUGGCACCAGCACUUGCCUUUCCUCCUGUCUAGGUUAACUGUCAUAGUUCUUGUUUUCCCCUUUUGGAUUUGCACUUUACAUACAUUUUUGCUCUAUUACUUCAACAUACAGCAGCUCUGGCAAGUAAUGCCUAGCAUGGCUGUGCAGAAAAGUGGCAGAACUGCACAUAGUUGCUCUUUCUUUGGUAGGAUGAAACCAAUCACGUGCUCUCGGUUUCUCCAAAGAAAUGAUGUUACUGGAAACUUUAACUGCCUGGGUAUAUCUCCACAGUAACAAAAGUGGUUUUACAUUAAGUCCUUGGCGUUGUGUGUCUUUUAUAUGAGGUCAGUCAGCCAUGGUGUAUUUCUCACUUGUUUGAAUUAUUUAAAGAAUCAUAAAAUCGUGAAACUGGAAGGGAUCUUCAGAGAUCUAGAAUGUUCCAUGCACAAAACACUAGUUCUACCAGGCAGAAUAGCUGAGGUGGAAACAAGAGAAUCUAAAAGAAGUAUUUUCAAGGAACAAUUGUUUUUGAACUUUACCUGGUAAUGGCAUUAGUGGGAGUAGUGACUUCCAGUGCCUUUAGACAGGGAGCCUCUGGAACCAAGUUUGUUCCCUGUCAUGGGCAAAUCUGACACUUCUUUUGCCCCCAGCCCUGUUGUUAUGAGCGGGUGGGAACUAUGUAGUGAGGCAAUUAUUGCAAGUCUUCAUCAGUGUAAACUCUUUCCUGCACUUUUCCCCACAGACCACCCAGCAGCAAUAUUUAAGUGGAAAUCCAGGGGCAUUGGAAAUGCACCUUUACCCCAUUUGUCUGAAGGCUCAUCACAGGUUGGCCUAGAGUGAGUCGCUGGGCUACAGCAUUUGCCUUUCUGUGGAACAUCACCUUUUCAUGUUUGACAUUCAUUUUUAAAGCAUAGUUUAUUUUUGCUUAACAUUAAUCUAUUUUUAAAGCCUGAAUUUUGACUUAAGCAAAGAGAUAGCUCUAAACUAUGUAUCAAAGUUACUGGAUAUAAAUAUUCAUUAAAUGAGGCUCUUGGUUUUGCCUUUUCAUAUAGUUUAAUUGUAUAUAAAGGCCUUGCUCACUAACAUUUACAUUUUAAAGUGAAAGCAAGCAUUUUGCCAAAACAUUCUUAAUUUUUCUCUUCUUAAAAAUAAUGCUAAGUUAAAAUUUUCCUGAUGUGAAAGCAUGAAUAUCUAGCAAUUUGAUUGGAAAACACAGAAAAUAAGUUUCUUUUUAACAUUCAGUUAUCUAGAUAAUCCUCACUUUAUGCCAGGCUUUGAACUAGGCCUGGAUGACAAGUUCCAAUUCCAGGCCUGGGGAGAGCCACACAGGGUGCCCCUGCCGGAGUGGGUGGGGCCAGAGGGACUUUGUUGAGGGAAGGACUUGUGAUCCAAGAGCGAGCUAAAGGGUGAGUUGAGUAAAGAAAUGACUUUCCAGGCUGCAGAAACAGCCUAAACAAAGGCCCAAGAUCUCGCUUUAGCCUGGUGCAUGGGGGGCCACAGGGUUUGGAGUUGCCAGAGAAUAUCAAGCACUUGGCUGCAGUCCUGGAGCCUUACCUCUUGUCACCUUGAGACUGAUGCUCAUGACGGCAGAGAGGGAGGCAGCACACGGUUGGCCUUGAGGGGUUUGUUUACAUAGAGGCUCAUCAGUGUCAGAGUCCAGGUUUUCCUGCAGUCCAGGCUGGUAUCAGAGUUUCUUUUCCUUUGGGAAUGCCUGGAAUUGUUAUCUUAAAAUGACACAUAGUUACUAAUUUUUGAACUUUCUGGGUACACAGCCUUUCACUGGAGGCAUUGAGGUGAAUGGAGCUGGAAACCGCAUAGGCAUGGACUUGGCCUGGAGGAACCUACAUACUAAUUGCAUAAUUACACAGGUGGGUUGGGCUAAGCUUCUCCCCUGUGAAAAAGGAAAGACCUUGACCUGUGGCAGGAGGAGAUUGUUCUAGACAGCUGGCAUUACACUAACACAGAGCCAAGCCUUUCAGUACAUAAGCAGGCAGCUGCUGCCUUCCGUUUUCUUCUCAGCCUUAAAUUGUUCUUUCAAGUAAUGGGUCAUUUCAGUACAGUGUGGUAAAUGGGAAAUCCUUAAGUGGCACUCUCCAAGUAAAAGGGAACAUUUUUCUCAAUUCAGUGACAGUGAAAGGAGCUCCAGCAGCCACUGCCUCAGAGACCUGGCUCUGCUGAGGCAGGGGCACACCCAGCCUCUCACUGUGGGGCUUGGCACUUUCUAGUUCCUGCUGUUCCAUCCAUUUCCCUUUUUCUUUCACUACCCAAGUCUCAUUUGUCCAUAACCUAAUUCCAGAACAUCCAUGUACUAUACAUAUUUAAAUCUAGCUCAACUCUACAACCAAGUACUAUAUACUUACCAAUUGAAGGGUUUUAAUUUGUAAUUUUGUCUUUAAACAUUAUCCUUCCCACUGAGAAGCAUAUUUAGGUUAACACACCAAAGGAAUGUCUAAAAACUAGGUCUGUCCAAAAUUGGAAUGGGAUCCCUCCUUGAGUUUCCCAUGACAGGGAAAGGAGACCGUAGUUGGCCCCUUGUCAGUGAUGUGGGAAGGAGAUUAAAGCCUGGAGUAAGGGUUGAAUUUGAUGAUUGUUCUUAAGAUCCCUUCCAAUCUUACGAUCCUAUGAUUCCAUGAAUGUUGUUUAUUAUUGAACUGGCCUAAACCAUUACCAGUGACUGACCCACACACGGCUGACUUAACUCAGAUAAAUGGGAGCAUAUCGCAAAAUCUUUGUCUUAUAUCAAGAAAAUUGCUUUCUGUAUUUUUUCUAUCUCCAGCCUAGGAGAUUUGAAAAAGAUGGUGAAAGUGGAAGUUAAUCAUGGUACCAUCUCAUUAAAAACAUACCUUCAAAUGUUCACUUUUGUGAGUCGAAAGUGUAUCUGACUUUCUUGGGAGAGAAAGUGGCAGGGAUUACAGGGUGGUUUAAAAGGUUAAAUUUAGAAUCUGACCUUGAUGUUCAUGAUUCUUCCCUCCUUUUUUACCCCCCUUGGUCCUCUGGGAAGCACGAGGGAGGACUAUGACACAAAAAGUGGAAGUGGUUUGAAAAAAGUUUUUCACUUACAUACACCUUUUUUCCCAUUUAAAUGGGUGACAACCUUAAGUCAGUAGCAUGCGCCAAUAUGAAGUAUGGACCAAAAUACUUAUGUCACUGGUAACCAUUGUAGUCUCAUAUAUUUGUUUUAUGCCAUUUGCCUUGUUUUUAAAUGGCUUUUUUUCAAUGCACUAUCAUUUUGUAAAAGAAAACCUAUGAAAAGUACAGACUGUUAUUAACUGGACAACAGGGAAGGUGCUAGCCCCACACCGUGCCUGUCGACCACUGUAGCCAUAACUGGGCACAUGGACGCUUCUGUUCCACACGCCCAUCGGUCUGUGGCCACACCAGAGCCUAGCUGCAGCGGGCAUGUUACUUUAGGAUAUUUUUUCUUUCUUUUUGAAGUGAGAUUCUCCAAGGGGUCAGGCUGAAAAUGUAAUAAGCCUGAAGUUAGAACAGAUUUCUCAAAUGUGGUUUCUGUCAUUGAUUCCAUCAACCAAACCAAGCAGUCUUGACAUUGACUUCCUAAAUGUGAUCGAGUGGAUUGAGCAAGAGUUUCCUACAGUGUUAAAAUGUCUGUAUCCAGUUCUACAUUUAAAUGCUGCUGAAUGUUGGGAAUGUUUCUAAACUCCGCUUACUUUCCCACCGUGCUUCCCUCCAGCUGAACUGUACAUGUCGCCGUUACCCAUGUACGUUACCAAUGCAAAGUCGCCUCCGUGGUUUAAAAUAAAUAUCUGUGGAAAUAAUCCUGUAA